UGCAAGAAUGGCACAUAAAGCAUCUCCUAUGGAAAGCUCUUUGGAAAAUGUUGAAUACCAUAUAGAUGAAGAUGUGGGCUUUGCUCUACCAAAUCCACUGGAGGAACUACCUCACCCUUAUGAUGCCUGGAUUUCCAUUGUUAAAAAUCUUCCUGACCUGAUUGACAAUGGUGAACUACGUGCAGAAGUCGAGAAGUUACCAAUGCUCAGCAUCAAUGACCUCCAAGGACACAAGUUGCAGCGCCUUGCACAUCUCGUCCUGGGGUAUAUCACCAUGGCAUACGUGUGGGGCCAAGGUGAUGAUGUCCGUAAGGUCCUGCCAAGCAAUAUUGCUGUCCCUUACUGCAACCUCUCUGAGAAGCUGGGAUUGCCUCCCAUCCUAGUUUAUGCAGACUGCGUCUUGGCAAACUGGAAGAAAAAGGAUCCCAGUGGGCCCCUGACUUAUGAGAACAUGGACAUUCUGUUUUCAUUUCCUGGAGGGGAUUGCGGUAAAGGAUUCUUUCUGAUUUCUCUAUUGGUGGAAAUAGAAGCUGCUUCUGCAAUAAAAGUCAUUCCAACUAUAUUCAAGGCAGUACAGAAUCAGGACCGAGAUACUUUGCAAAAGGCACUGGGUGACAUAACUUCUUGUCUGCAGAGAGCCCUUGAAGUGUUUCACCAAAUUAAGGAGUAUGUGGACCCACACCUGUUUUUCAAUGUUCUUCGCAUAUACUUGUCUGGCUGGAAAGGCAAUGCCAAGCUUCCAGAGGGGUUACUGUAUGAAGGCGUCUGGGACACCCCAAAAAUGUUCGCUGGGGGUAGUGCAGCCCAAAGCAGCAUCUUUCAGUGCUUUGAUGUUCUCUUGGGCAUCCAGCAUAGUUCUGAUGAAGCAUCAUCUGCUGAAUUUCUCCAGGAAAUGCGAACAUAUAUGCCACCAGCUCACCAGAAAUUUCUUCACUCAUUAGAGUCAAAACCUUCAGUUCGUGAGUUUGUCCUUUCAGAAGGGGAUGAUAACCUACAGGCAAUUUAUAAUAAUUGUGUGGAUGCUAUGGUUUCCCUGAGAAAUUACCAUUUGAAAAUAGUAACUAGAUAUAUUGUGAUUCCUGCCAGCCAGUCCAAAAAAACCCAACCAUCUGAAGAGCCAUCAGAAGCAGUAAAUAAAGGAACUGGGGGCACCGAUGUCAUGAAAUUUCUAAAGUCUGUAAGAGAUACAACUAAGGCUUCCCUGUUGAAGGAAAUGUAAUCUAACCCAAGCAAGGAUACAUUUUGUCAAGACAAAGUAUGUCUGUAUGUAUUAAUGCUACUCAUUUUAUCAGACCCACAGAUCAAUAUGUAGAAACUUCUUGAUACUACAUUAUAAAAAAUUUCAAAAUAGUUUUUCUGAUGUCUAUGAAUUCCUUACCUAAAAAUAA
This is a messenger RNA of Eptesicus fuscus (big brown bat), 1388 nucleotides long. RefSeq names its product indoleamine 2,3-dioxygenase 1 (gene IDO1). Gene Ontology annotation, biological process: 'de novo' NAD+ biosynthetic process from L-tryptophan. The transcript is spliced from 10 exons. Lineage: Eukaryota; Metazoa; Chordata; Mammalia; Chiroptera; Vespertilionidae. Gene Ontology annotation, cellular component: cytoplasm. Gene Ontology annotation, molecular function: heme binding; indoleamine 2,3-dioxygenase activity; metal ion binding. The record is from RefSeq and is a predicted model, not a curated record. Bases 8 to 1219 code for a protein of 403 amino acids.